CACGAUUUGGAAGAUCGCUGCGCGGGGAGGGUGCAGGGUCGGAGGAGGGGAGACUCCGAGAGCUCCGAGAGUGAAGCCGUGGCGUCACCGAACCGACCACAACAGCCAUGAGCGGGCGGUACCCCGAAAGUCGUAUAAGUCUCAACACCAACAACAGCAACAGUGCCCAGAGAGGGACCACUCUUCUACCUGUGAAGUUUGCAAGGUCAAGAAAUGUAUGCGAUGGAUAUAGCAAGCGACCUCCUCAUCUGACGUCCAACAGGUCAAAGGAGACCCAUAGAAGUGGCCAGAGCAGCAGACCUCCACCAGAGUACCAGACUCCUCCACCUCCAGCCAUUGUAGACUGGAGUGGCAGUGGCUCAAUUCCUCCCUCACCCAGGGAAAGGAGACGAGAGGGUAAACCUAGAAGUCAACAAUCAUCCUCUGGUCUUCACAGGUCGCAGUCUGUUGAUAGGCUCAAAGACCCAACUUCAACAAUGCACACUGACUUCUUUGCAACUAGGGAGGGGCAAAAGUCAUGUGGAGGCUCACAGUAUGCUGACAGCAGCAGAGAAAGAUAUAAACGCACACCUGGAGACACUCUAGCCCUCGCUGAUGGACUGACAGUGACAGAAAAACAGGCCAGAGAGCGAAGCAAGAGUCCGAGACUAAAUAGAUCGCAAUCUUUCUCACUUAUCGGCUCCAACUCUGAUCAGAGAACUGAACAAGUGCUCCUCGCCAAAAGACCUGGUGCAGGCAGUAAGACACACAGUCGACCAAUGUUUCCCACCACCAUUUCUCCCACCUGCACAACAGAACCUUCCACCACCUCCAGAACCAACAGGCCAGCUUAUUAUGACAAUGGCUCCAGAACUAGUCUUGAGCCAGCAUACGAUGUAAAUAGAUAUUCACAUGUACCAAGUGAUCCUCGGCCAAGGAGCAGAAGUACGACGACUUCUCCAUCUGGUGGCAGUACUAGACCAGUCAUAUCUUCUCCAGCACCACCUCACACCUCAGCCCUGGGGCAGAGUCUCAAGUCUAGGAACACAUCAACUGGUUCCCUGCCUGUGGGUACAGUUCCUCACAACUACAUGGUCUUGGGAACAUCUCAACUGGUUCAACGAGCUCUUCAACCAAGGAUCCAUACUCAGAUAUAUCAGCUUCGACACACAAUACUGGGAAUACUUCAACUGCCUCUUACACGAGAGGUCCCUCAUCACAUAGGAGUCAACCAUCACUGGAUGAAGGUUACACCCACCGUUCAACAAACAGCACACCUGGUAGCACACCCUCAUCCUCUGCUAGACAACGUGACCUAGAGACGUUUCCCGAGUGUGGAGGUCGCGUGGGGCUGGGUAACCUUGGGAACACUUGCUUCAUGAACUCCAUGCUCCAGUGUCUGGGUCAGACUGGAGAAAUGGCCAGAAUAUUCCUGGAAAUGGAGAAACCACACAACAAAUCUCUGGUCAAAGCCUAUCAAGAGCUAAUGAAGAAGAUGUGGAGUGGUAAUAAGACCAGUAGCACUAGCAGCCUGGUAGUGUCUGGUUCAGUCUACCCUCGUGAUCUGAAAGAUGCUUUCAGCCGGAUGAACCCCCAGUUCAGUGGAUUCAAUCAGCAUGAUUCCCAGGAGUUCAUGAGGUUCCUGGUGUCUGGUCUUCACGAGGAACUCAAGAAGGAGACUCGCGACAAACCCACUGUCCCCCAGGAACCCGAUCCGGAGCAGUGGUGGAUGUGGUACAGGGAACUGGAGAAGUCACGACUGGUGGACGUCUUUGUGGGCCAGCUCCGCAGCAGCCUCACCUGCGGUACAUGUGGACACUGCUCCGUCACGUUUGACCCAUUCUGGGAGCUCUCCGUCUCCCUGCCCACCAGGCGUUCGUUCUCCACUACCACCUACUCAUCGUAUCACGGAGUGGGCUACUCUACUGGUGGCUCCAGCUCCUCCGGAACCCGUCUAGAGGACUGCCUCAAAAUCUUCACCGAGGAAGAGAGACUGGAUGGAGAUGAGCAACCAUACUGUGAGAAGUGUAGAUGUCAGGAACCGGGGGUCAAGAAGAUGACUAUUCAGAGACUACCACCAGUUCUUGUCAUCCAUCUGAAGAGGUUCUCAAGCUAUGGACGUCGCUCCAAGCUGGACACCUCGGUCACCAUCCCCCACACCCUCAAUGUCUCUGACUACACCACCAGGGGACCCUCUUGUGAUGUCUCAGACAAGCAGUAUGAGCUGUACGGGGUGUCGAACCACUCGGGGACCGUCUACUUUGGCCACUACACUGCCUGGUGCAAGCACUACUCCAGCAACAAGUGGUUCUCCUACAAUGACAGCCAGGUGUCACCACUGACAGUUCAAACCCCGACCUUCUCCAGCUCCGCUGCCUACGUCCUGUUCUACAGGAGGAGCGGCAAACUCACCACCAGAUGCUAGACCUGUCGUCUCCUCCCCCAGUAUCCAGACAUCUCCUCUCUCUCUCCCUCUCCUUCUUCACUCACUCAUUCACUAACUCACUAGUGCUAUCCAUUGUGUGUGUCUCUCUUUGUGAACCGCAAUCUUGCACUGUGUGAAUCUUGUCCGGCAGGCAUUCCUGUCAAUCACAACUGACAUUUCUUAUGAAGACACAAUAUUCUUCAGCUGCGAUAUAGUAUAGCGAGGCAAAUAGCAAACUAUUUGAGUGCAUGCAUGGUGUAACCUGAGCUGCUCGCAUUUGAUGUGCUGUAAUCAUGUCACACGCUACAGUCUAUAAUACAGUGGAGCAGGUGGUACUAUGUUGACUUGAGAUGUAUAUACUUGUGGGCCAGUGUAAUUUCACUAAUUGCCGUAUCCUGUGUGUACACCAUGGAGCAGUCCCUCUCAUAUCACAAAAUCACGGAAGAAAGGUGUAGGCAUGCCAUGGCUCCCAACUAGCCCAGCUACA
This is a messenger RNA of Geodia barretti, 2891 nucleotides long. The record is from the annotation of a GenBank genome assembly. Lineage: Eukaryota; Metazoa; Porifera; Demospongiae; Tetractinellida; Geodiidae.